Notodromas monacha is the source of this 777-nucleotide messenger RNA. The record is from the annotation of a GenBank genome assembly. Lineage: Eukaryota; Metazoa; Arthropoda; Ostracoda; Podocopida; Cyprididae.
AGAUCAUAGGUUGGAUUUCGUGCAUGAGAACAGUGGUGAUUGGGUAAAACUUUCCUGCAUGCGUUUCCAAACGUAAUAAUGGAGACGGACACUCUUGCUGAACCUGGUUCAACUGCAAGCCCAGCAAGGCCGAUCUCGAUCAACUGCAGUUUUCCUGACGAUUUGCCGUCGCAAAUGCCGCCUUUGACGCCGGGAACAAACACGAAGAUGAACGAGGCGUUGAAAGCUUCCUACGCUUCCUGGGACAAGGAACGCGAGCGGGUCAAAGUUCCUAGAGAUCCCAUGCAGUGGACUGACGCACAUGUCGCCCAGUGGCUGCUGUGGGCCACUCGAGAAUUUUCACUGGAAGGUCUCCAGCCGGAGCUUCUCUUCAUGCCGGGCAAGGACAUGUGUGCCCUGGGUCGAGAGAAGUUUCUUUCCCUAACACCUCCUUUCAUGGGUGACAUCCUUUGGGAGCAUCUCGACAUCCUCCAGAAAGAAUCGCUACGCCAGUCGAUCUUCUCGACGCUCUUCGUUGUGUGGGGAAUUACGCGUCGUCUUUCUCAGUACACCUAUGUACUGAAUGGUGUCACGUCCUUGUGGGGACACUUAUCGCGUUUCUCGACUGGCCACUGGUUGCUGAGAGUGCUGGGAGCUGAUAGGAAGACGCGAGCAAUCGCUGUCUGGAGCUGCGUAGGAGAAGAAACCCGAGUGUUUCUUUGCGCGGAGCAGCGUCAGGAUCCCACAAGUGUGCGGACAUGGACGUCGCGGACAGCGGACAAUAAAAAGGUUAAUUAG